Cuscuta campestris is the source of this 710-nucleotide messenger RNA. NCBI's taxonomy places the organism in Eukaryota, Viridiplantae, Streptophyta, Magnoliopsida, Solanales, Convolvulaceae. The record is from the annotation of a GenBank genome assembly.
UAGGCUAGGGAAUCUGGGAAUGUAUGAAGAAAAGAAAGAGGCUGGCGACCGGAACAAGGCGGGGCAACAUUGAUAGAUGGAGCACGUAGACCAGUAGAUAGCGGGGAAAAACUAGAAGAAGAAUAUAAUAUCAAGUAGCCAGAUAUGGGUUUUCCUGUAAAAAAACUUUGGUUGGCAGCAGCUUCAUCAGCUGGUGUUAAGGAUGGUAAACGAGGUGCGAGGACAGGGCUUUUGAAGCUCCGUGAUGAGAUACAGAGUUGUGGGUACGAGGAUGUUCAAGUGAUGUGGGAUAUGAUGAUGAGAACAACAGAAUCCAAGUUGAUGAUCACUACCCCUCUUCCACAUGACAAUAACAAUAAUAACAACAACAACAAUAACAAUAAGCCGCCUAAACAGAGACCAUUUUGGAGAGUUUUUGUCUGGUCGUCGUCCAACCACAAAACUAGUCAAUCAGCUGCACUCUAAAAAUUUGCCAAAUAAACCUGGCUGGCUAGCUCCGAUCCUAAACUCAGAAUGAAAGAAAUGACAAAACAAACACCUCCUAUCCGAUUCUCUGAAGAAGAAUGUGUAUCAAUAUCGUUUCUAGUUUGUAUCCCCCCGGACUGGAGAAGAACAGUCUUGUAAAUAGAGUAUGCUACUGCAGUAUAUCAUAUAUGCAUGCAUGUGUUGCGGAGUACUAUUUCAUAUGGGUAAGUGUAACGGUAUAUUUA